This is a messenger RNA of Sceloporus undulatus (fence lizard), 1221 nucleotides long. RefSeq names its product integral membrane protein 2B (gene ITM2B). Gene Ontology annotation, biological process: negative regulation of amyloid precursor protein biosynthetic process. NCBI's taxonomy places the organism in Eukaryota, Metazoa, Chordata, Lepidosauria, Squamata, Phrynosomatidae. Gene Ontology annotation, molecular function: amyloid-beta binding. The transcript has 6 exons. The coding region runs from base 198 to 839 and encodes 213 amino acids. The record is from RefSeq and is a predicted model, not a curated record. Gene Ontology annotation, cellular component: extracellular exosome; plasma membrane; Golgi apparatus.
CUGGCACCUGGGCGAAGAGGAGGCGGGUCUGAUCCGUGAGCCUGCUCCUCCUUCCCUGAGGCUCUGUCUUGUUCCAGGGAAGAGAGAAGGCAGGGGCUGCUGGUGAGUCCCAGAGAGAGAGACCGCCUUGCCUUGCCUUGCCUUGCCUUGGGUGCCACUUGCUUCCCGGAGCCUCCUCUGCCCCCGCCACCAGCGCCAUGGUGAAGGUGUCGUUCAACGCGGCCUUGGCCCAGAAGGAGGCCUCCAAGAAGGAGGAGGACGAGGAGGACGAGGAGGCUGCCCUGGCCGAGAAGCAGGGCAACGGCUACAGCAGCAGCAGCAGCAGCCAGGUCCUCAUCCUGCCCCCAGAAGCCAAGGAUCCAAGGGAAGUGGUGCCUGUUGGACAAAGGAGGGCGUGGUGUUGGUGUAUGUGUUUUGGAUUAGCGUUUAUGCUUGCUGUUGUGAUACUUGGUGGUGCCUAUUUGUACAAGUAUUUUGCAUUCCAGGAAAGUGGCGUUUACUUCUGUGGAAUAAAAUAUAUUGAGGAUGGUCUAACUCUAACUGAGUCAGAAGCAGAUGCCCCAGCUCCUCGUUAUCACAUAAUUGAAGAAAACAUUCAGAUCCUCCAGAAGGAAGAAGUAGAGUUUAUCAGUGUGCCUGUUCCAGAAUUUGCUGACAGUGAUCCAGCUGACAUAGUUCAUGAUUUUCACAGAAGACUCACAGCUUACCUUGACCUCAGCCUGGAUAAGUGCUAUGUCAUUCCACUGAACAUGUCAGUUGUUAUGCCACCUAAAAACUUCUUGGAGUUGUUGAUCAACAUCAAGGCUGGAACCUAUUACCUCAGUCUAUUUGAUUCAUGAGCAGAUGAUAGUCACUGACCGCAUAGAAAACGUGGAUCAGCUGGGUUUCUUUAUUUAUCGCCUCUGUCGUGUUAAGAGACCUACAAACUGCAGCGUAAAGAAACUCUUAAAGGAAUCCAGAAGCGUGAAGCAAAUAACUGCCGAAUAAUUAGACACUUUGAGAACAGAUUUGCAGUGGAAACACUCAUUUGUGAAGAAUAAUGAGGAAUAUAACUGUAACAGAAGACUGAAAGAAGAAAAUCCUACAUUGAUCAUAGCCUUUAUAUUAUGUGCAGUGAUUUUGGUUUUAAAUCAUUUAUAUAAGUCAGGGGUAGGCAACCUUUUUGAGCUGGGGGCCAGGUUGCUGUCCCUCAGACAACUGGGGGGGGGGCGCACGAAAAAA